This is a messenger RNA of Peromyscus leucopus (white-footed mouse), 5956 nucleotides long. RefSeq names its product bifunctional hemolysin/adenylate cyclase-like. Gene Ontology annotation, molecular function: calcium ion binding. The transcript is spliced from 2 exons. The coding region runs from base 31 to 1200 and encodes 389 amino acids. Lineage: Eukaryota; Metazoa; Chordata; Mammalia; Rodentia; Cricetidae. The record is from RefSeq and is a predicted model, not a curated record.
ACAGGACACCGUGACAGAGAACAGGACACCAUGACAGGUGACAGAGAACAGGACACCAUGAUGGGUGACAGAGGACAGGACACCAUGAUGGGUGACAGAGGACAGGACACCAUGACAGGUGACAGGGAACAGGACACCAUGACGGGGGACAGAGAACAGGACACCAUGACGGGUGACAGAGGACAGGACACCAUGACGGGUGACAGAGAACAGGACACCAUGACAGGUGACGGAGAACAGGACACUAUGACAGGUGACAGAGGACAGGACACCAUGAUGGGUGACAGAGAACAGGACACCAUGACGGGGGACAGAGAACAGGACACCAUGACGGGGGACAGAGAACAGGACACCAUGACGGGUGACAGAGGACAGGACACCAUGACAGGUGACAGAGAACAGGACACCAUGAUGGGUGACAGAGGACAGGACACCAUGAUGGGUGACAGAGAACAGGACACCAUGACGAGUGACAGAGGACAGGACACCGUGACGGGUGACAGAGAACAGGACACCAUGACAGGUGACGGAGAACAGGACACCAUGUCAGGUGACAGAGGACAGGACACCAUGACGGGGGACAGAGAACAGGACACCAUGACGGGUGACAGAGGACAGGACACCAUGACAGGUGACAGAGAACAGGACACCAUGACGGGUGACAGAGAACAGGACACCGUGAUAGGUGACAGAGGACAGGACACCGUGAUAGGUGACAGAGGACAGGACACCAUGACGGGGGACAGAGAACAGGACACCAUGACGGGGGACAGAGAACAGGACACCAUGACGGGUGACAGAGAACAGGACACCAUGACGGGUGACAGAGGACAGGACACCAUGACGGGUGACAGAGAACAGGACACCAUGACGGGGGACAGAGAACAGGACACCGUGACGGGUGACAGAGAACAGGACACCAUGACGGGUGACAGAGAACAGGACACCGUGACGGGUGACAGAGAACAGGACACCAUGACGGGUGACAGAGAACAGGACACCAUGAUGGGUGACAGAGAACAGGACACCAUGACGGGUGACAGAGGACAGGACACCAUGAUGGGUGACAGAGAACAGGACACCAUGACGGGUGACAGAGGACAGGACACUGUGACGGGGGACAGAGAACAGGACACCAUGAUAGGUGACAAAGAACAGGACACCAUGACAGGUGACAGGACAGGACACCAUGACAGGUGAUGGAGAACAGGACACUAUGACAGGUGAUGGAGAACAGGACACCAUGAUGGGUGACAGAGGACAGGACACCGUGACAGGUGACAGAGGACAGGACACCGUGACGGGUGACGGAGGACAGGACACCAUGACAGGUGACAGAGGACAGGACACCAUGAUGGGUGACAGAGAACAGAACACAAAGAAACUGAUUUUGUGCGUUCCUGUUUGUGAGGAGAAUCCCUCAAAGAGGCGAUUUGGUGUUUAGUGCUAACGUUAGUUCCCAGGCUGAACAGGACAGAGCUGUCCUGAUGGAGCAGCCGUAGUUUAGAGAUACAGACCCCGGUGUGACACAGCAGUGACUGGGAUGAGACGGGCGUGCUGAGGAGGGCAGAGAGGCUCUGCGUUGGUGCCUAGGGUCCUCCAUGCCGUUCUGGAAGUGUGGGAUUCGUCCCAACAGUGUUGUGGAAUCUCGGACCUUAAAGAAAUGCUCAGUUUAUUUUUUUAAGGUGUGGGACCGAAGCAGAGGUCCAGGGGCGCUGCAGUGGUCCAAGGUGAUGCAGCAGAGAUAAUGUGGUCUUCAGCUGAAGUGAUGGGAACAGAAAGGAAAGGACAGACGGGAGAAAUAUUUAGGAGAAAGAAUUGAUUUCUGGUUAGGUAGAAAAUGGGAGAGGAGGAAGGAAGGAAGAGGAGCAAAGAGAGUUUUCUGAUUGGAAGCUGUCCCUGAGGUGUCAUUAGUGAGGACAGAAAACCAAAGGAGGACACGUUGGGAGAGCAUGGUGAGUUUGUUUAAAACCCCUUUACACGUAUUUAUUGAGUGGCUGGGGGGUAGGGGUCUCGUGUUCCACGGCGUCUAUGUGGAGGUCGAGGGACAGCUUGCAGGUGUUCUCUUCCGUCUUCUGUGUGCCAGGGGGCCUGUACUCGGGUCAUCCGACUUGGCAGCAUGUGGCCUUACUUACUGAGGCUUCCCCUCCCUGUUUGACAUGAAGCUGGGGUGUCUGUAGGGCACUGAGAAGUGUGGGCCCUGGGAAGAAUGUGAAGACGGGCCAGGUACCCAUGGCUGGAACAGACCGGCAUAGCCACAACGUAAUUGACAUCCUCCAGGCACGGCCAAAGGAUCAAAGAGUAAGUGAACAAACAGAGAGCACUUAGUCAUAUAAUCCUGCAGUAACCUCCGUGAAAGAAUUACUUACUGUCCUGUCCGUACAUGGUGUCUGAAGCUCGGUAAGCAGCCAGGUCACCCAGGUUGUGAGUAGGGGAGCAGCUAGCUGCUGGGUCAUCAGGGGACAUGACAACAUCAUUGGUGAAGAGAAUAGAGGUGACUAGACUUGGUCAUGUAUUUAGUUGGUCGUUAGAAGAGUUACCUGUAAAGUUAACUCAGGUGAAGACAAGAGGAGAUGAGAAGCAGGGUGGAGGGAGCAGUGUGUGUGUGUACAUGCCCAUCCUUGUUUGUGAAGCACAUGAUGAUGACUGCUACUUUUUUCCCCUUUUGGUUUUUUUGAAGCAGGAGCUCAGUAUGUAUUUUUGGACGGCCUAGAACUCACUUGUAGACCAGGCUAGGUCUAACUCACAGAGAUGUGCUUGCCUCUGCCUCCUGAGAGCUGGGAUUAAAAGCAUGGGUGGUUAACAUUUAUGGUAGAUUGGUUGAUUGAGAAACGUGAUUAAGGGUAGGAGAGGGGAUAAUUUACAGAAAAAGUUUGAGGUAUACUGGGGGCAUGCUCAGUAGCAUUUGGUGGGGUUAUCCUAGAAGGAAGUCAGGACAGCCAUUCUCUAGAGAGAGUAUAAAGGCUCCAUGUGGAUGUAGGUGAAUGUGCAGGUGGGUGGGGAAGGAAGCUGUGAAAUCCACUCCUGCGGCUGGGAGAGUAUUAGCAAGGGAACAGAUGAAGUCUGCUGCCAGAGGCCUUGAGACAGACAUUCAGAAGUGACCUCAGGAAAAGGAGCCGCUGGGUCAGGGAGGAUCAAGAGUUGUGCAUUUGUUUUAUUAUAUUUACUUAUUCUGUGUGUGUUGUGGAGCACUUGUGGAGGUCAGGACACAACUUGAGGGAGCUGGUUCUCCCCACCCUCCAUGUGUCUCUCCGUCGAGGUCUUCAGACUUGGCGGUAAUUGCCUCUACCCACAGGGCCAUCUUGUCCACCCAAGUAGUCCGUUCUUUAAGGUCCUGUCAGUUCUGUGAAGUUGGCUUUCCUGGAUGACGGCGUGUUAUGAUAACAUGUGAACUUCUGAACAGAACACUGUGGCCUUGCCUGAGCGUCAAGUUUAGUGACGUGGAGGAACCUAAGGUGGACCAAGAAGAUGGGGAGCCAAAGACCGAAUGUUAAGGAAUUUGAGUGCUAGCUGCAGGGAAAUCACUCACAUCAUGAGGCUUCAGUUUUCCUGUCUGGUGGUGGAGGAAGUUAGAUUUUAUGUCUUCUCGUCUCAUAGCUCUCUGGAGUCCGGGGAAACUUGCACACCAUUAGAAAAAAAAAAACUAAUGGAUCAGAGCAAAUCAAGCCCCUGCUCACAGAAGCUCUUAGGCUCCUGUCCUUAGGGGGUUGGCAGCUUAAGAUCAGGUCAGCUGUGGGAUAAUUUGUGGCCCUGGACGUCAGCUGGGGAGAGGUCACAGCCAGGAAAGGAGACGGAGAGGAGGGUGAAGCUGUGGCUGUCUGUGCCCGUCUUGUGUGACAUGGCUCACUCUGUAGCCAUCUUUUAAGAAUGGAGCUAACCCCAGGGGUGGGGCUGGUAUUAGGGGGUGAGUCCAGGUCAGGUAAGUGGCUGUGGAGAUUACUGUAAUAACUUAACAAGCUACAAAGGUGACAGGACACUCUCUUGACAAUUAAGCCUCUAAUCUUUAGGCUGUCAGAGGUCCCAGAAACCUGGGUCCCCGUCCCCCCCCCACGUUCCACUGUUAGACAACUGAGUGCCUGGAAAAUUCUUCACAGGAAGAAACAGGGUGUAACAGACUUAGUGAAAUGUUUUUCCAAAAUUCACUCUUUUAAGGCUGGGGAUACUAUUCUGUCUCCACUCCAGUUAUCUAGAGUCUGAAACUCUUAUUUGCCCCCCGUAAUUAAAUAUUCUUCAAAGUGAGGCAUAGUCUAAAAAUGAAAACCAUUUCAUCUUGAACUUAAAUUGUCGUCUCUAAAUGUGUUCUCCCAUUUCCUGAGAAACAGCAGGAAGGAGAUGCUUUCUCUAAAUAAACCAAGCAGCCUGAGUGUGAACUCAGGGCAGUGGGGAUCAAAGACUCCAGCGUGGUCACCCAAGGGGAGUUUUCCAGUCCUUUCUAUAACCUCAGAAAGACAAGUCUAAUGCUAGUGCUCUUGUUUAUCUAUUGGUUUGGCAUGAAGCAUGAGAAUGUGUGUGUAACUUGGGAGCAUGCCUUGAGUGUGCUUGAGAUGGUCUUGGCAUCAUUGGCUGUCUCCGUCCUGGAAUCUGUUCCUAAGAUGUAAUUGAUGAGGGUGGCAUACCUCAGUGGGGAAAUAUCCUUCUUAGCCAUGGCAUUUAAGAACAGACCACCAUCUGAGUUCCUGCGUGGCGGUGGUUUGACUAAGAACGGUCCCCAUGGACUCAUUUGGAUGCUUGGUCCCCGGGUUGUAGAAACCUUUGAUAGGACUGGAAGGAUUAGGAGGGAUGGUGGUGUUGGAAGAAGUAGUUCACUAGGGGUGGACUUGGAGGUUUCAACAGCCCAUGCUAGGCGCAGUCCCGCCCCCUCGUGCUUUCUGUCUCUUGGUCUCUGUCUGUCUGCGGGAUGAGAACGCAGCUCUCAGCUCCUCCUUCAGCACCACGCCUGCCGCUGUGCUCCCUGCCAUGACAGUCACCCGAAACCGUCAGCCAGCCCCUGAUUAAAUACCCUUUUACAAGAGCUGCUUUGGCCAUGGUGUCUCUCCAUGGGAACAGAACAGCAACUAAGACCUGGCUCUCUUUGAACUUAAACUCUGUAUAGCCCAGUAAACUGUUUUCAUGGCCGUUCCAGGAGGAAACUGUUAGCAGCUUAAACCCUCAGCUCCACUGAAAAAUGGAGUUGGUGACAGUAAUUAUAGAUGAGUCUGUAUGUAUAUUUAUUUAUCUUUAGAUAAGAAUAGGGUGUUUAUUAAUACUCAUUUCCAGAGACAAGAUUUCGUGAUCACUAUCAUUCGUCUCAUAAUGUGUGGUGCUGUUCUGUCCGUGGUGUGCAGCAGGUCAGACAGUUUGUACUGGGAAUAUUGCGUAUAAUUGGCACCUUUGUACAAUUAUCUGAAGAGACUAAAUUCCCGCCUUGCGUUGUCUCUCAAGAAAGGAUAGAGAGAGCAGGAUGCAGCUCAGCACCUGGGUGGCGUGCAUGAGGCUCCUGGGUGGCAUGCACGAGGCUCUGGUCCAUCCCUAGCCUGGAAAGCAAAGGAGAAGAAAGGUAACAGCAGAGAUCAAAGCAGCCAGGGCUCUCGUCCAUUUCUCAUUCUCUUUCUUUUUGACCCAAGUCUUUCUAUUUAGUAUGCUUCUUGUGGACCGAGUUUUUUCCUACUUGACCAGCACCAUAUGUAUGUAAGUAUAUUCAAGUCGUUCACAUCCAGUGGGAUCAGUGGUGAAGGGUUAGCACUUACCGUGUUUGCGAUUGCUCUCCAGCUGUUGCUUUUGAUGUUGGCUACCCCUCUUCUGCCUUAGGUGUUUUUGUUUGUUUGUUUAUUUGUUUUGUCGUUUCUCACUGUGUUGUUCAGACAGGCCUCCAGCUCACUCACAGUCCUUCGUUCUCUCUGCCUCUGGGAUUACAAACGCGUAUUGCCAUACUUUCUUUUAAAAGUGUUGAGUGAUGGCCUUAGAGUUUUUGAUUGCG